CUCCUCAUUAGUGGUUCCUUCCAGUUCCGUUGGAGUUUGGAAGUCAACGCUGCUAGGGUUCUGCGCUUUACCCCUCUCCAAAUUCAGGUAUGCUUUCUCUUGAGUUGUGAUGGGGAAGAAGAGUAGGAAAGAGCCCACACCCCCAACUCCCCCGAAGAAGAAGCUUCCGGAGUUCAAGGUGGAUGAUGAAGUCACUGCGAGCACUGUGGAUUCUGAGAACUCCUUUGAUGAUAAUGAAUCUGUUAAUGAUAUCAUUGAUUGUGAAAAUGCUAUUGCGAAGGAUGGGGAAGAUGAUACAUCAUCUGAUAACAAAUCGGUUACUCGUUCUAUUGAUGAAGAAGCUGUGGAGAAGGAUUUGAAGGACAAACUACUUGAACAUAACCAGGAAACCCCCAAGGUGUUUGAGAAAAUGCCUGAGCCACCUCGUAAAAAAACUUUUGCUAACUUGCUCAAAAAUAACAGGGGAGAGAAGCAAGGAAUGCAGCUCUUCAAAGUUGAUUUACCUGAUACUGAAGAGGUUUUCAUUCCAAAGGAAGCUAUCCUACCUGUUGAAGAUAUUUGGGGGUGUUGCCUUGUGGGGUGCUUUGCAGGAAAAUUCCCUGGGCUCAAGGCUAUUCAAAAGAUGGUGAACACCUGGGGUGUUCCUUGUGAAAUCCUCCCACAUAAGAGGGGAUGGAUAGUCUUUAAUUUUUGGACGGAUGAACACAGACAGGCAGUCAUGACCAAACCAGUAGAGGAGCUGACAAUUAACAGGAAAAAACUGAUGUUCAAGAUUCCAGAAAAGGACUUCAUGUGGAACUGCAAAUCUUUUGCUACUAUGCCAGUAUGGGUCAAAUUCCUGGAUGUUCCCAUGGGAUUCUGGAACCCUUUAGGCCUCUCCUUCCUUGCUUCCAAACUUGGAACACCUCUAUACUCUGAUGGAGUGACUUACACAUCUGCUUCCAGAUUUUACACUUCCAUGGAACCCAAUGCUGAUGGAGAUUAUAGGAAGGUGAACUACUGCAGAGUAAUGAUCAACAUGGACCUAUCUGUGAAACCUCCCUUGUGUGUUAAAGUUGCAUAUGAUGAGGGGAGCUUUACACAGAAGGUUGAAUAUGAGGAUAUGCUUGAGUACUGCUAUCAUUGUGAAGUCUUUGGUCACAACCCUUUUGAUUGCAAGGCACUGCAUGAAAUCCACAGAAGACAAUUCUUGGAGAAGGAGAGAUUAGAGGAAUUAGCCAGACUUGAGGCUCUAAAAGAGGCCAAGAUAGCUGAAGCUAAAGCCAAGGAUGAGAACAAAGGAAAGAAAGUUGUGGAAGAUGAGAUACUCCAGAAAUCUAAGGAUGUUGAUGAACCAUUACCUUCUUUUGCUGUCAAAGACCCCAAUGAUGGUGACACUCUUGUUGGAACUGGGGUGGGAACCCUUACCAAUAUUCCAGCUAAGGAGUCACCCUUAAAGAGCCUCCAGACAUUGGGGAUAAGAGAGUGGAUAAGCCUACUGUUAAUACUAAAAGCAGUGGCAGGGCUGGAGGGAAUCAGUACCAUGGAAACAACAAGGGGGGUGCCAGCAGAGGUAGAGGGAGGGCCUUUGGGCCUAACCGCAGAUGAAGGGGACAAAUGGGCUAAGUUGGACAGGGUUUUGGUGAAUCAUGAUUGGGAAGCCAUUAACUGGGAGUGCUGGGCAGAAUUUGGUGAUAUGCAAGUGGAAUCUGAUCAUUGUCUUGUGAUUCUGAAUAUCAUUAACAGCACCACCAAGGGAACCAGACCAUUCAAAUUCUUCAAUAUGUGGUUAAACCAUCAGUCCUUUGAUGGUCUGUUACAGAACAACUGGAGCAUUUGGGUGGAGGGUACCAGGCAGUUUAGACUUUGCAAAAAAUUGAAGAUGCUAAAACAACCUCUAAAGCAGCUCAACAAGCAAGAAUUUGGUCACAUAUUACAGAGGGCAAAAGAGUGCACAGACCACCAGAUGAGUCGCCAUCCACCGCUGCGCUCCAUCUUCGUCACUAGUCUUCAUCACCAGCAUUCAUGGCGUGCAAUUGCUGUUCCCUUCGUCGGAGGACGCCGCGCCGGACCUAGGGUUGAAACCCUAGGUCCGCUCUCUCUGUUCCGUUUUGUCUCAUCUCUAUCUCUUCUUUUAAUAUUUGAAAUUGAAAGUCAUUGAAUUGGAGAAGAAGACUUUGGGAAUCCAACUCUUCGCACUUCCCGUUUCUUGCGCCUAGGAGGAACACAGCUGGUCUUUCCUGCUAUGCUUUCUACGGAUUGGAGGACUAUUUACUUUAUUUUUUUAUUGUCCUUCUGAUUUCCUCCACAUUGGUUUAUGAUGGGCCAAAUAGCUGUCUGGGCUGGGCCUAUUCUUCACUUUCUUCCAAUGCUUUUUUACUCCAAAAUAUAUCUAAAACAUACUCCCUCCGUCCGCCUAAGAUGUUCUCAUUUUGACUUUUGGUGGUUUUUAAGGAGAGUUGAAAAAAGGUGAAAGUUUACCAUAAUACCCUUAAUGAAAAAUGGGUGGAGUGUAUUAAAUGAGGUGGGUGGGG
Molecule: messenger RNA, 2513 nt
Organism: Cuscuta campestris
Lineage: Eukaryota; Viridiplantae; Streptophyta; Magnoliopsida; Solanales; Convolvulaceae
Source: the annotation of a GenBank genome assembly